This is a messenger RNA of Aspergillus fischeri NRRL 181, 2725 nucleotides long. RefSeq lists its product as uncharacterized. The annotation marks the transcript as partial. Lineage: Eukaryota; Fungi; Ascomycota; Eurotiomycetes; Eurotiales; Aspergillaceae. The transcript has a single exon. The record is from RefSeq and is a predicted model, not a curated record.
AUGGAACAGCAGUUAUUUAUUAAGCUUUCCCAGCCACCAGUCAUUAUCUGCCGGUCCUGCCGCCAUGGGGUGUGGCUAGCUGAGGUAGAAAGCCAUCUCCGGGGGAAGGCCCAUCGAUUACCCCAGGCCACUGCAAAGCAGAUCCAUCAGGACGUCCAGAGCUGGGAGGGUGUGGAGCAUGACCCCCAUGCUGUGCAAUGGCCUAGUCGGAUUACCCAGUCAAUCCCCCACCUGGAUGAAUACCCUGAUGGGUUACUGUGCCAGCGCGACCAGGCCAGAUGCCAAUUCAUCACUCGUUCACUUGACACGUUAAAACGACAUUGGCGUGAGCACCAUGGAUGGACCGCACCAUAUCAUGGAGGUCGAUCACGCCUGCAAGAGCAGGAACAGGCGCAGAUCACCAUCCAGCAGGGAUAUCAGGUGGUGACCUGCCAGCGGUUUUUCCCAUCCCGAAAAGGGUCCCAUUAUAUCUGGGUGCCAUGCCCCCACCAGCAGCCUGAGGAGCAAGCCCGGACCGCACCCACUGCCACAUCCAGGGCCACCGUUGAUGCCGUGAUCCAGGCAUGGGAGCAGGUCCAGGCCCAGGCCAAGGCCGAUCAGGCCAUCCAAGCCAGCCAGUUGACUGACGCGAACCCCUGGCUGCGGAUGACUCGGUGGGCUGACUACCUGCAGGGCAUCCAGGCACGUGACCUGCUUGCUAGCAUGGCAGCCCCGGAGGAAGACCCCAUGGAUGCCACUGAGCAGGGGGUGCAGGUGAUCUGGGAUACUAUGGAGCAGGUGGCCCGCAAGAGCCAGCGGACGGUCCAGCAUUGCGGCCAGGCCAUCCGGGUGGAAGCCGUCCGGUCUGAAAAGGGGCAGACCCCGCACCGGCCACUGCUGGCAUAUAUAGAUGAGGCCGUGAUCAAGAAGCAUGUGCAGCCAUGGCAGCAGAUAUUAGCAUUUAUUGCCCGGACCCAGGCCCCGCAUGACUGGGCCAGCCCCCGAUAUGGGAUGACCGCACGGCAGCGCCAGAAAUGGCGGCAGCUAUGGCAGCUCGCUAGCCAGGCCCCAGGCAGCCAGGGCAGCCAGGCCGCAGUGCCAGGGGACCUAGAGGCAUGGGCCAUGACUGCUAUAGAAAAAGCAUGCUUAGAAUUUUGCAUUGAGCUGCUCAACCAGCGCCAUCGCAGCCAUGAAUAUGAGAGUGCAUUAGUAUGCGCCAUGGCUGUGCUGGGCCAGGGUGAGGCCGGCUGGCGCGACCCCGAGAGCUACCCCCCGAUAUUAUCCCGCGUGAUCAAGGUGGCCCGAUUCAUGGUGGUGCAGAAGGCAUUAUGGAUGGACCCCAAUCCAUGGCAGAUCAUUCAGACCUGGGCGCGGAAGGACCAGAGCGCAGAAUGGGUGCUGGCCAGCGCGGAUGAUCAACUCGGGGAGAUUGAUGAGGGAUAUGGCAGCGAUGACCCCCCAUCCACCCCAGGGGCCCCAUCAUCGCCCCCGUCAUCCAUCCAUAGUGAUGACCCAUUGCCCGCGGUCCACAUUCGCCCGAGCCGCCGGCCAUUCCAGGAGCAGGUGACAUGGAUGAUGCACCAGUUUAUGAUCCGUGGGACCCACGGCCCCAUGGAGACAUUGUUGGACUGGCGCACAUAUGGAUUAAAGGUCCAUUAUAAUCAUACGGCCCCCGGCCAUGUGACAUGGAUGGGGGAGGACCAACUGUUAUACCAGCAGAUGGCAUUCACCAUGGGGGAUUUUCGGGGGUUCAUCCAUGGGUUAGUCACGGCGGCGCGGGAGAUACUAGGCCAGUUAUGCAUGCAGGACCAUGCGCAGAUGCCCCCCAUUCCAUGGACGGCAUUAUAUGACGAUCCCAGCCAGAGCCAGGCUGGGUGGAACUUUUUGCACGACGCACGGACCCAGUGGCCGGUGGAUGGGACCCACUGGAUGAUCGACCGGCUGCGGGCCGAGCCGGCCAUGCAGCGGCAUUUCCUGCGGGGGGGCCGAUUCCACCCUGGUGCCAUCCAGCAGUAUUGGCAGCGCGUGGCCCAGUUUAAGGAGAAAUUAGCCGUUAUGGUGCAUGUGACAGCAGGGCAGCCGGCCCGGGCCCCAGAGCUAUUAAGCAUUCAGCAUUGCAACACUGCGAAUAGUCAACAGCGGAAUAUAUAUAUUGAGGAUGGCAUGGUGACGUUUGUGACGGCAUAUCAUAAGGGGUUCCAUGCUAGUAAUGAUGUGAAGAUCAUCCAUCGAUAUGUGCCGCGGGAGGUCGGGGAGUUGGUGGUAUGGUAUAUCUGGCUGGUGAUGCCAUUUGUCGACCAGUUGGCUGCAUGGCAGGCCGCGCAGGUCCCGCAGGGGAGCCAGGCCGCGCAGGGUAACCAGACCGCGCAGGGAAGCCGGGCUACACAGGGAAGCCAGGCCGCGCAGGGUAGCCAGACUGCGCAGGGAAGCCAGACCGCGCAGGGAAGCCAGGCCACGCAGGGAAGCCGGGCUACACAGGGGAGCCAGACCGCGCAGGGGAGCCAGACCGCGCAGGGAAGCCAGGCCGCGCAGGGGAGCCAUGGAGCACAAGGCAGCCAGACCACGCAGGGGAGCCAGGCCGCGCAGGGAAGCCAGACCGCGCGGUGGAGCCAGGCCGCGCAGGGGAGCCAUGGAGCACAAGGCAGCCAGGCCGCACAGGGGAGCCAGGCCGCGCAGGGAAGCCGGGCCGCGCAGGGAAGCCAUGGAGCACAAGGCAGCCAGGCAUGGUUAUGGGGCCCCGACCCCA